AUGAGCACUAUUACCGGCGUCCCUGUGUCUCUCAAUGGUACUACUCCUGAAUCUAUCACUGCUCUCAAUGGUACUACUCCUGAAUCUAUCACUGCUCUCAAUGGUACUACUCCUGGAUCUAUCACUGCUCUCAAUGGUACUACUCCUGGAUCUAUCACUGCUCUCAAUGGUACAACUCCUGAAUCUAUCACUGCUCUCAAUGGUACUACUCCUGAAUCUAUCACUGCUCUCAAUGGUACUACUCCUGGAUCUAUCACUGCUCUCAAUGGUACAACUCCUGAAUCUAUCACUGCUCUCAAUGGUACAACUCCUGGAUCUAUCACUGCUCUCAAUGGUACAACUCCUGAAUCUAUCACUGCUCUCAAUGGUACAACUCCUGAAACUAUCACUGCUCUCAAUGGUACAACUCCUGAAUCUAUCACUGCUCUCAAUGGUACUACUCCUGGAUAUUUCACUGCUCUCAAUGGUACUACUCCUGGAUCUUUCACUGCUCUCAAUGGUACAACUCCUGAAUCUAUCACUGCUCUCAAUGGUACAACUCCUGAAUCUAUCACUGCUCUCAAUGGUACUACUCCUGGAUCUUUCACUGCUCUCAAUGGUACUACUCCUGGAUCUAUCACUGCUCUCAAUGGUACUACUCCUGGAUCUAUCACUGCUCUCAAUGGUACUACUCCUGGAUCUAUCACUGCUCUCAAUGGUACUACUCCUGGAUCUUUCACUGCUCUCAAUGGUACUACUCCUGGAUCUAUCACUGCUCUCAAUGGUACUACUCCUGGAUCUAUCACUGCUCUCAAUGGUACUACUCCUGGAUCUAUCACUGCUCUCAAUGGUACUACUCCUAGAUCUAUCACUGCUCUCAAUGUUACUACUCCUGGAUCUAUCACUGCUCUCAAUGUUACUACUCCUGGAUCUAUCACUGCUCUCAAUGUUCCUACUCCUGGAUCUAUCACUGCUCUCAAUGUUACUACUCCUAGAUCUAUCACUGCUCUCAAUGUUACUACUCCUAGAUCUAUCACUGCUCUCAAUGUUACUACUCCUGGAUCUAUCACUGCUCUCAAUGUUACUACUCCUAGAUCUAUCACUGCUCUCAAUGUUACUACUCCUGGAUCUAUCACUGCUCUCAAUGGUACUACUCCUGGAUCUAUCACUGCUCUCAAUGUUACUACUCCUGGAUCUAUCACUGCUCUCAAUGUUACUACUCCUGGAUCUAUCACUGCUCUCAAUGUUCCUACUCCUGGAUCUAUCACUGCUCUCAAUAGGAAGAUGAAAGAAAAGCGGAGAGUUGACAGAAAUAUAUUCGCUCCACACUUGCUAACGCUCUCUUUGUUUAUCUUCAGUCAGACCCCUUCUCCUGCCUGA
Biomphalaria glabrata is the source of this 1359-nucleotide messenger RNA. RefSeq lists its product as uncharacterized. Lineage: Eukaryota; Metazoa; Mollusca; Gastropoda; Planorbidae. The coding region runs from base 1 to 1359 and encodes 452 amino acids. The record is from RefSeq and is a predicted model, not a curated record. The transcript is spliced from 2 exons.